Molecule: messenger RNA, 1608 nt
Organism: Drosophila grimshawi
Lineage: Eukaryota; Metazoa; Arthropoda; Insecta; Diptera; Drosophilidae
Gene: rasp
Product: protein-cysteine N-palmitoyltransferase Rasp
Exons: 1
Coding region: 1-1479 (492 amino acids)
Biological process (GO): protein palmitoylation
Cellular component (GO): endoplasmic reticulum
Molecular function (GO): palmitoyltransferase activity
Source: RefSeq, a predicted model, not a curated record
AUGUCUGCCGGCUUGUUAAAUAAAUUCGAAAUCUUGAUAUACUUUUCGGUUUAUAUUGUCUAUAUAGUUAUAGGGCUGUAUAAAAUCUAUGCACUACGCGAUCGCAUUGAGAACACAGCGAAUUUCCGGUUCGUCGAAGGCUGGCGCCUGCUCCAAGGCGAUGGCGUUGUGCGUUUGCGCGAUGACAGCAAUGACGAAUUGGAGAAUUUCGCUGAUUUUAUUGCCAAAUUAUGGCCCUAUUACCUGUUGCAUGGCAUUGUGACGUGCGUCUGCAGCUGGAAAUGGACUCAUCUGCGUCGUUAUGGACACAUUGCCAUCUGCGCACUAUCGCUGGGCUUACAUCUGCACUGGACAUCACUGAUCAUGUUCGUCAUGCUGUUGGUGAGUUAUUUUUGGACUGCCAGGAGACGGUCAAAACGUUUGACUUGGCUGCUGACUGGCGUCUGGAUUGUAAUCAUCAAUGUGGCCAAGGAGAGCACGUGGUGGCUGGAUGAAGUUGGUUAUGCGGAGUAUGCAAUGAUGAUAAUCACCGCCUCCUGGAGUUUAUUGCGCGGCUGCAGUUACUCCCUAAGUGGAGGUGGCAACGAGGAUAAUGUGAUUGAUUACCUGGCAUACACCAUGUACUUUCCCUGUCUCACCUACGGACCGCUUAUCAGCUAUGAGCGCUUUAAGCAGCAAGAGAAAUCCACUCGCCCACUACAAUGGCGGAGAUUCGCUGUGGCCCUGCUGCGUGUGGGAUUCUGGUGGCUGAUGAUGAUGUGGUCGCUGCAUUACUUCUUUAUCCAUUACAUGGAGCGCGAUGUGCGCACUGUGGCGAUGAUGGAGUCUGUGUUCUGGCAACAUGCGGCCGGCUACUUUAUGGGUCAAUUCUUUUUCGUCUACUAUGUGGUUACCUAUGGCUUGGGGAUUGCGUUUGCCGAGCACGAUGGGAUUGCGGCACCGAGGAGGCCACGUUGCAUCGGACGCAUUCACUUCUACUCGGAUAUGUGGAAGUACUUUGAUGAGGGUCUGUACGAGUUCCUCUUCCGGCACAUCUACGCGGAAUUGUGCGGCAAGAAAUCCUCUCCAGCUGCCAAGCUCUGCGCGACUGCCUUGACUUUUGUCUUUGUCUUCAUUUGGCAUGGCUGCUACACGUAUGUGCUCAUCUGGAGUGUGCUGAACUUUGUGUGCCUGGCGGCGGAGAAGAUCUUCAAGACCUUGGUCGCGCGACCAGCCUAUCAGAGAUGGUCGCUGAAGAUGUUCGGUGCCGCCGGCGCUCAACGUUUCCAUGCGCUGCUUGCCACACAGCUCUUUAUACCAGCCGCCUUCUCCAACGUCUACUUCAUUGCCGGCCAGGAUAUUGGCAGCUUUCUGAUGCGUGGAGCCUACCUGAGCGGAGUGGGCAACUAUUUGGCGCUAUCCUUUUGCAGCUAUUGUUUCUUUCAAUGCUCCGAGCUGCUGCUAAUCAAGAUCAACAAGAAAAAGACUAAAGCCAACUGAUUAUUAUAAAUAUAAGUAAAUAAUGUAUAUAGAUAGACUGCUUAAACACAUGGCUAGUCUACGGAUGUUGUCAAUGACCUAGUCGAUGACUCCUGUUCGAGAUACAAUAAAAAUACUCAAGACUGCAUA